UGAUACGUGCGCUUAAGGUGUUAGGUACAAAUUCAUUUGUUACAAACGUCUUGUACUUAGUUAGAAUUUUCAUUAUUAAAUAAAAAUUUUAACUACACCAACAUUUUUUGUCUGUAUCAAGAUUUUGUUAUUGGACCUUUACUUAGAACUCCUGCGUAAUAUUAAAACGGGGGAGAGAUCUCUAUAAAUAAGACCAACAACAGCUGACGACCAGCAGUUCACCAAAAUACUGCAAACUAUAUCCACGCUUAUCUGAACAUUCAUUCCAUCAAAAAUACAAUGAAGAUAAGUCUAUAUUUGAGUGUACUCCUCUUGGCAUUUGUGGUCAAAAUUGCAACAGCAAAUGUUAGACUUCAGCGUUCGCCUCAACAAUACUGUGGUUCGAGAUUGGCAGACAUCAUGAAAAUGAUAUGCAAGAACAAGUACAAUGGACCAAAAAGAAGUCCUGCAAUCGAUUCAGAUGUAUGGGAUUACAAGGACCUUGAGGACUACAAUGCAAUUGGCUACCCAUUCAUACCGAUGAAUGAAGCACUGUCAUUUAUGCCCUCACGUUUACUUCGCCCAGCCAAAAGAAGUAUCAUCGAUGAAUGCUGCCACAGACCCUGCUAUUUAGCUGAACUUAAAACUUAUUGUGCAAGUCAGUAAUGCUGGAAUACAGGACUUUGUUGAAGUGUUUUUGAACGCUGAAUAAACUAUUAUUAUAUAAA
Molecule: messenger RNA, 707 nt
Organism: Myzus persicae (green peach aphid)
Lineage: Eukaryota; Metazoa; Arthropoda; Insecta; Hemiptera; Aphididae
Product: bombyxin C-2-like
Exons: 4
Coding region: 280-645 (121 amino acids)
Cellular component (GO): extracellular region
Molecular function (GO): hormone activity
Source: RefSeq, a predicted model, not a curated record